This is a messenger RNA of Puma concolor (puma), 3291 nucleotides long. RefSeq names its product phospholipase C like 1 (inactive) (gene PLCL1). Gene Ontology annotation, molecular function: phosphatidylinositol-4,5-bisphosphate phospholipase C activity. Gene Ontology annotation, biological process: phosphatidylinositol-mediated signaling; gamma-aminobutyric acid signaling pathway; release of sequestered calcium ion into cytosol. The record is from RefSeq and is a predicted model, not a curated record. NCBI's taxonomy places the organism in Eukaryota, Metazoa, Chordata, Mammalia, Carnivora, Felidae.
AUGGCCGAGGGCGCGGCGGGCAGGGAGGGUCCCGCGCAGCCGGACGCGGCCGGGUGCGAAGACGACCCCCGAGUGGGCCCGGACGCCCCCUCCGGGGACGGAGCGGCUGUGGCCCCUGGGGGCCGGUGGAGGGAUCGUCGCAGCGGGGUCGCGCUGACGAGCUCUGCAGGGGCCCCGGCUGACAGCGAGGCUGGCCUCCUGGAGGCGGCGCGGGCGACCCCCCGGCGCAGCAGCAUCAUCAAGGAUCCUUCUAACCAAAAAUGCGGCGGAAGAAAGAAAACCGUGUCUUUCAGCAGCAUGCCGUCAGAAAAGAAAAUCAGCAGUGCGAGCGACUGCAUCAGCUUCAUGCAAGCUGGCUGCGAACUGAAGAAGGUCCGGCCAAAUUCUCGUAUUUACAACCGUUUUUUCACUCUGGACACAGACCUCCAAGCUCUUCGCUGGGAACCUUCCAAGAAAGACCUAGAGAAAGCUAAGCUUGACAUUUCUGCCAUAAAAGAAAUCAGACUGGGGAAGAACACAGAAACAUUUAGAAACAAUGGCCUUGCUGACCAGAUUUGUGAGGACUGUGCCUUUUCCAUACUCCACGGGGAAAACUACGAGUCUCUGGACCUAGUUGCCAAUUCGGCGGAUGUAGCGAACAUCUGGGUUUCAGGUUUGCGGUACCUGGUUUCUCGAAGUAAGCAGCCCCUUGACUUUAUAGAGGGCAACCGGAACACGCCGAGGUUCAUGUGGUUGAAAACAGUGUUCGAAGCAGCAGAUGUUGACGGCAAUGGGAUUAUGCUGGAAGACACCUCUGUAGAGUUGAUAAAACAACUCAACCCUACCCUGAAGGAAUCCAAGAUCAGGCUAAAGUUUAAAGAAAUCCAGAAGAGCAAAGAAAAACUAACCACACGAGUGACAGAAGAGGAAUUUUGUGAAGCUUUUUGUGAACUUUGCACCAGGCCGGAAGUGUAUUUCUUACUGGUACAGAUAUCUAAAAAUAAAGAAUAUUUGGAUGCUAAUGAUCUCAUGCUCUUUUUAGAAGCUGAACAAGGAGUUGCCCAUAUUACCGAGGAUAUGUGCUUAGACAUUAUUCGAAGAUAUGAACUUUCUGAAGAUGGCCGUCAGAAAGGGUUUCUUGCAAUUGAUGGCUUUACCCAGUAUCUGUUGUCACCAGAAUGUGACAUUUUUGAUCCUGAGCAAAAAAAGGUUGCUCAAGAUAUGACCCAGCCAUUAUCUCACUACUACAUCAGUGCUUCUCAUAACACCUAUCUCAUAGAAGACCAGUUUAGGGGGCCUGCUGAUAUUAAUGGGUAUGUUAGAGCUUUGAAAAUGGGCUGUCGAAGCAUUGAACUCGAUGUAAGUGAUGGUUCAGACAAUGAACCCAUCCUUUGUAAUCGAAAUAAUGUGACAACACACCUUUCCUUUCGAAGUGUCAUAGAGGUGAUAAACAAAUUUGCCUUCGUUGCUUCUGAAUACCCACUCAUUCUUUGCUUGGGAAAUCACUGCUCCCUACCCCAGCAGAAGGUAAUGGUUCAACAAAUGAAAAAGGUCUUUGGCAAUAAGCUCUAUACUGAGGCACCUUUGCCAUCAGAAACCUACCUCCCAUCACCAGAAAAAUUAAAAAGAAUGAUUAUCGUCAAAGGAAAGAAAUUGCCUUCUGGCCCAGAUGUUUUAGAAGGAGAGGUCACAGAUGAAGAUGAGGAAGCGGAAAUGUCUCGAAGGCUGUCAGUAGAUUACAAUGGUGAGCAGAAGCAGAUCUGGCUGUGUAGGGAGCUCUCUGAUUUGGUCUCUAUCUGUAAAUCUGUUCAAUAUAGGGAUUUUGAACUGUCCAUGAAAAGUCAAAACUACUGGGAAAUGUGUUCAUUUAGUGAAACAGAGGCUAGCCGAAUUGCAAAUGAAUACCCAGAGGAUUUUGUAAAUUAUAAUAAGAAGUUCUUAUCAAGAAUCUAUCCAAGUGCCAUGAGGAUCGAUUCCAGUAACUUGAAUCCACAGGACUUUUGGAAUUGUGGCUGUCAGAUUGUGGCAAUGAAUUUUCAGACUCCCGGUCCAAUGAUGGAUCUUCACACAGGCUGGUUUCUUCAAAACGGAGGAUGUGGUUAUGUUCUAAGGCCGUCCAUCAUGCGAGAUGAAGUUUCUUACUUCAGUGCAAACACAAAGGGCAUCGUACCUGGGGUGUCUCCUCUAGCUCUUCAUAUCAAGAUCAUCAGUGGUCAGAAUUUUCCAAAGCCCAAGGGAGCUUGUGCCAAAGGAGAUGUCAUAGAUCCUUAUGUUUGUAUAGAGAUACAUGGAAUUCCAGCAGACUGUUCAGAACAAAGAACUAAAACUGUACAGCAAAACAGUGAUAACCCUAUUUUUGAUGAAACUUUUGAGUUUCAAGUAAACCUACCUGAGCUGGCCAUGAUCCGUUUUGUUGUUCUAGAUGAUGACUACAUUGGGGAUGAGUUUAUAGGACAAUAUACAAUACCAUUUGAAUGUUUGCAGCCUGGAUAUCGGCAUGUUCCCCUGCGCUCUUUUGUGGGUGACAUCAUGGAGCAUGUAACCCUUUUUGUCCACAUAGCAAUAACUAAUCGAAGUGGAGGAGGAAAGCCACAGAAGCGCAGCCUGUCAGUGAGAAUGGGGAAGAAAGUUCGAGAAUAUACCAUGCUCAGGAAUAUUGGUCUUAAGACCAUAGAUGACAUCUUUAAAAUAGCAGUUCAUCCUUUACGAGAAGCCAUAGAUAUGAGAGAAAAUAUGCAGAAUGCCAUAGUGUCUAUUAAGGAGUUGUGUGGACUUCCUCCGAUUGCCAGUCUGAAGCAGUGUCUGUUGACCUUGUCCUCUCGGCUCAUCACCAGUGACAAUACUCCCUCAGUCUCUCUUGUGAUGAAAGACAACUUUCCUUAUCUGGAGCCUCUGGGGGCAAUUCCAGAUGUGCAGAAAAAAAUGUUGGCUGCCUAUGAUCUGAUGAUUCAAGAGAGCCGGUUUCUCAUAGAAAUGGCAGAUACAGUCCAGGAAAAGAUUGUGCAGUGUCAGAAAGCAGGGAUGGAAUUUCACGAGGAACUUCAUAAUCUAGGGGCGAAAGAAGGCUUGAAAGGAAGAAAACUCAACAAGGCGACUGAGAGUUUUGCCUGGAACAUUACAGUAUUGAAGGGCCAAGGAGAUCUGUUGAAGAAUGCCAAGAAUGAAGCUGUAGAAAACAUGAAGCAGAUCCAGCUGGCGUGCUUGUCUUGUGGACUUAGUAAGGCACCUAGCAGUUGUGCCGAGGCCAAGAGCAAACGCAGCCUGGAAGCCAUAGAGGAGAAGGAAAGUGGCGAGGAGAACGGGAAGCUGUGA